GGAAAACCCAAAAAAAAAAAAUAUAGAACCGAACCGGGCCCGGCCCGGCCCGGACCGAACCGGACCCGGGGGUUACCCGGGCCGGUUCCGGGCCUCCCCUACCUUGAACCGAGGCCCGGCCGGUUCAAGGCCCGAACCGGGCCCGCCCCGAACCGAGUCCACCCUUAAUUUUAGGAAGUCAAAGAAAAACUCAAUAUUUUAAUAUUUUAUUAAUAUAUGUGUCAUUAAAAAUAAAAAUUCUUGUUGUACACAAACUUAAUACACAAAUUGUACACAACCCCAUUAGUUGCCUAAAAUGUCCACAGGCAAUGUACAAUUUGUGUACAAAUUAUGUGUAUACCAAGAAUUACCUAUUAAAAAUAGGAAAUUUUUUAGAGGAGAGAAGAGUAGUAAGAUUGCACUUUAGAAUCAAAUUAACUCUUAAGACAAAACUAUAUAAUUUAGAAUUGAUUAGCAGAAAAAAAGAACUUUUCCCACCAAAAGACCCAAUGCAUGAACUUCCUAUGUUUGUUUUACCAGAAUUGGAUCAAAGAAAUGGCUGCUUAUGUGAAAUCCAUCGACAAUAAGCAUCUGCUACAAGUUGGACUGGAAGGCUUUUAUGGGCCAUCAAAUGCUGAAAAAAACCAGGGAGUUACUAGCGGCUCUCAAUUUGGGACUGAUUUCAUUGCCAAUAAUCAAAUUCCCGAGAUCGAUUUCAUCACUGCUCACGCUUAUGCCGAUGUGUGGUUGAAUGGAACGAGUGAUGAAGAUCAACUCUCAUUUCUGAGAAAGUGGAUUGACAUCCACAUUGAGGACGCGCAAAACAUUCUUAAGAAGCCUAUGAUCUUAUCGGAGUUUGGAAAGAGCAAGACAGACCCCGGGUUCACCGUUGCAAAGCGGGACAAGCUGAUGAACACCGUUUACUCGGACAUUUACUCCUCCGCUAAAGGCGGGGGUGCAGCGGCUGGCAGCUUGUUCUGGCAGCUGUUUCCAGAAGGCAUGGAAAGUUACCAGGAUGGUUAUGCAAUCGUCUUCAGCGAGAGUCCCACAACAGCUGACAUCAUCAAUCAUCAGUCAUCCAAGCUGAGCAAA
Messenger RNA from Cuscuta epithymum, 1071 nucleotides. The record is from the annotation of a GenBank genome assembly. Lineage: Eukaryota; Viridiplantae; Streptophyta; Magnoliopsida; Solanales; Convolvulaceae.